UGGAGGGGCCCGUUCGGAUCGCAGCCUCAGCCGCCGCCACCGCCGCCGCAGAGCUGGGGGAUGACCUGGGGGUGGCUCCCGGAGCCGGCUGCCGCGCAGGACGUCUGUGGGCUUAGCCAGCCCCGCUGAGAGUGUGCCAAGAACUGUUUUUUACUCUGGAAGUCUAUUCUAUCAGCCCCUGUAUUCUGGCGCUAUGAAUCCAGAUCUUGGAUCAUUACAAACACUGUUGUAUGUUCCUUUUAUGAUCCUGUGCUCUUCUGUAAGUUCAGAUUUGGUACCACGUUUUAUUUCUGAGCCACACUCUAUUGUCCAGAAACUUGGUGAACCUGUAACACUACAAUGUUCUGCUCAACCUGUGACUGUUCACAUAUCAUGGUUGCUUAAUGGAAAAAAAUUCGACAGAAAUGUGGAGCAGAUUGAGGUUCAGCAGGGGACUUUAACUAUCCUUUCUCUCAGCCCUUCUCUUUCUGGGCAGUAUCAGUGCAUCGCUAACAACAGCAUUGGUGCAAUUGUGAGUAAGCCUGGGACAGUAUCCAUUGGAGGCCUUAGUGAUUUUGGUACAUCAACAAAACAUGUUAUUAUAGCAGAAGAACAAAGUGCUGGGUUCAUUGGCUGCAAGAUACCCGAAAGUAAUCCUUCAGCACAGGUGCGCUAUAAGGUCCGGGGAAAAUGGCUGGAAAGUUCCACAGAUAACUACCUAAUCCUUCCGUCAGGAAAUCUUCAGAUUUUGAAUGUAUCUUCAGAGGACAAAGGGUCGUACAAAUGUGCGGCUUACAAUCCUGUCACACGUGAAUUAAAAGUUGAACCCACACGCCACAAGCUCAUUGUGAACCGCCCUUCGUCAAAAUAUGUUCGAAUCAUUCACCCCAUCUUUUCCCAGUCAUUGGCAGCUAUUUCUCACAAUCCUGUAACUCUGGAAUGUGUGGUGAGUGGGGUGCCUGCUUCUCAAGUGCAGUGGCUAAAGGAUGGUCAUGGUUCUCUACUGGGAGGUAACUGGAGACAGUUGUAUUCCCACCUUGUCACAGAUAGCAUAGACCCAUCUGAUGCUGGAAACUAUUCCUGUGUGGUGGGAAACAAGUCUGGAGAACUCACACGUGUGACCUACACAGUUAAUGUGCUUGAACAAGCCUCAAUUUCCAAAGGAUUGAGGGACCAGACAGUCUCCUUGGGUGCCACAGUGCAUUUCAUAUGUACUGUUCAUGGGAACCCAGCUCCCAGUCUUACCUGGUUUCAUAAUGCAGAGCCCAUACACCCUUCCUUGCGGCACAUGAUAGUAGGAAACACGUUGAGAAUCAGUGGUGUUGCCAUGGAAGACUCAGGGUUAUACCAAUGUGUGGUGGAGAAUGGGAUAGGAUUUAUGCAGUCUACUGGGAGACUUGAAAUUGAAACAGGCAGUGGAUCCAAACCAAUUAUAGUAACACCACCAGCAAGCACAAAGGUGAUAGGCGGUGACUUUGUCACUUUAUCCUGCAAUGCCACUGGGCUGCCAGUUCCCGUUAUUCGUUGGUAUGACAGCCAUGGUUUGAUAACCAGCCAUCCCUCCCAAGUACUUCGCUCUAAGUCACGAAAAUCACACUUGGCGAAAUCUGGAGAUGUCACAUUAGAGCCUGUUUACUUCAUCAUGUCUCGAGCUGGAUCAAGCUCUCUAUAUAUUCAGGCUGUCACUCUGGCACAUGCUGGAAAAUAUACUUGUGAAGCCACAAAUGAACAUGGUUCUACAUUGUCAGAGGCAUUCCUUACAGUUGUUCCUUUUGAAACAAGCACUAACGCUGAAACAGUUACACCUAUUGAUGCCACACAGAGUGAUGGACGUAAAAAGGAUGAUUCUGCAACAAGGCCUUUGAACAUUUUUCCAAUGAAGUUAUAUUCCAACACAACAGAGGCAUCAAUAGAAAGAAAUACCAGUAGUUUCUCUGCUCCUGAUGCUCCCAUCAUAAUGAGCCCCCCACAGACCCACAAACCAGAUGCUUACAACCUGAUCUGGAGAUCAGGGAAAGAUGGUGGACUACCCAUCAAUGCCUACUUUGUGAAAUAUAGAAAGCUGGAUGAUGGAGUUGGUUUAGUGGGAAAUUGGCACACAGUUAGAGUUCCUGGAAGUGAAAAUGAACUCCACCUGACAGAACUGGAACCUUCCAGUCUAUAUGAAGUGUUGAUGGUAGCAAGAAGUGCAGCAGGUGAAGGACAGCCUGCUAUGCUUACCUUCCGAACUAGCAAAGAGAAAACACCAUCAUCAAAAAACACUCAGGCUUCCUCUCCACCAGUGGGCAUCCCGAAACAUCCUGUUGUUUCAGAGGGGUCCAAUAGCAACUUUGGAGUGGUGCUUACAGAUCCCUCCAGGCAUAGUGGAGUUCCAGAAGCACCAGAUCGACCUACUAUUUCUAUGGCUUCAGAGACUUCUGUGUAUGUCACUUGGAUUCCUAGGGCAAAUGGAGGUUCUCCUAUCACUGCCUUCAAGGUUGAAUAUAAAAGGAUGAAGAAUAGUGAUUGGCUAGUGGCAGCUGAAGAUAUCCCUCCUUCCAAACUUUCUGUGGAAGUGCGUAGCUUAGAACCAGGGUCCACAUAUAAAUUUAGGGUAAUUGCUAUCAACCAUUAUGGUGAGAGUUUUCGAAGCUCUGCGUCUCGCCCUUACCAAGUAGCUGGAUUCCCCAACCGCUUUUCCAACCCUCCAGUUGCCGGACCUCACAUCACAUAUACCGAAGCUGUCAGUGAUACUCAGAUUAUGUUGAAAUGGAAGUACAUUCCUUCAAGCAACAAUAACACACCUAUCCAAGGAUUUUAUAUCUAUUACCGACCAACAGAUAGUGAUAAUGACAGUGAUUACAAGAGGGAUGUUGUAGAAGGUUCAAAACAAUGGCAUGUGAUUGGUCACCUGCAACCAGAAACAUCUUAUGACAUUAAAAUGCAAUGCUUUAAUGAAGGGGGAGAAAGUGAAUUCAGCAAUGUGAUGAUCUGUGAAACCAAAGUGAAGCGAGUUCCUGGAGCUUCGGAGGAUCCUGUCAAGGACUUGAGCACCCCUCCGACUUCUUUGGGAGGUGGAGGGAAUGUUGGUCUGGCGCUGGGUCCUGCCCGCAGCAGCGAUAUGCUUUAUCUAAUUGUAGGCUGUGUCCUUGGAGUUAUGGUGCUUAUUCUCAUGGUUUUCAUUGCCAUGUGCUUGUGGAAGAAUCGACAGCAAAAUACCAUACAGAAAUAUGACCCACCAGGAUACCUCUAUCAGGGCUCAGAUAUGAAUGGACCAGUGAUGGAAUAUACCACUCUGCCUGGCACAAGCCGAAUCAAUGGCAGUGUCCAUGGAAGCUUUAUCAGCAAUGGAACUCUCAGCAAUGGCUGCCCACAUCUCCACCAUAAAGUUCCUAAUGGACUCAAUGGGAUCGUGAAUGGGAAUGUAAAUGGAGGACAUUACCCUGGACACAACUCCCUUACCAGAACUCAUGUGGAAUAUGAGCAUCCUCACCACUUAGUGAAUAGCGGUGGAAUGUAUACAGCAGUGCCCCAGACCGACCCUUUGGAGUGUGUUAACUGCCGAAAUUGUAGAAACAACAACAGGUGUUUCACCAAAACCAAUGGCACUUUCAGCAACAGUCCCCUUCCCGUGAUCCCGAUGGUAGCACCUUAUCAACCAGAUAGUUUAGAGAUGAAGCCCCUGAGUCACAUGAUGGUACCCAUGUGCCUAGCUUCCACAGCUCCAGAAUGUGGCGAAUUACCUGAGGAGGUCAUCAAGGACAAAUUGGCACCAGCAACCACCCAACAUCCUUGCUGUCAGGAAAACAUGAAGCAGAUUGACUCAGACUGCACAGAAGGAGACAGCUGUCUACAUUCUGAAACCGAGAAUCACAUUUUGAGUUGGAGCUCCCUUAUUUUGCCAUCUCUUUCAAGGGACUGUAGUGAAAAGACAGCCUGGUCUUCAGCUGAUAUUACUGUAGACAACACUUCAAGGGACCUUCAGCAAUCCCAGGAAACCUGAAUGUGUGCAAGCGACUUUGUUCCAACUUCAAGCCAGUAACUGCACAACAUGGGCAUGGGAAGGGACUACAGGAAAGACAUUAAUUCAAAACAGAGACAAAGUUAUUAUUUAUUUUCUUGUAGUAGUAAUGUCAUUUGAAUGUAUCUUAAAAUGUUUGCCUUUUUAUAUUAUUUAUGCCUUGAAAAAUUCCCUUCCUCAUCCCUUUCUCCCUUACAGUACAAAGUGGUGUUGUUCUGUAUAGUUUUAAAAGAAUCUAAAAGCCAAUGGAAUCAUCCCAUAUUUUCCAAUAACCUUAAUUAUGGGAGGACUCUAUCUGUAGAGAAUCUUGACUUUUGGCAGUUAGAGCCAAAGGGCAAUUGCACAGGCAUUUUGAAGUUUGCUGCCAGUCACAUUGUUGUCAAAUGGAGAGCUGUCUGGUUGGUGUGGUCUUUUUGCAGCAAGAUCUGAGGACAUUUUUAUGUCAGUCACAGUUUAAUGUUUUACAAGGGGAUGCCUUGACCUGACAGAUCUGACUUACAUGAGCUGUGAGAGCGCUGAUCACCCAGGUAUUGGAAUAAUGAGUUAACUUGCUCUCUGUAGUUGAACACAAGUUUGGAUGCACUUUCUACAAUACAAUAACAGUAUUGGCAUCCAAAAACAGGCCAGGAGGGACAAUAACCCUCUUAAUAUACUUUAAUAGACAGUAAGAUACAAGGUCCCCCCCCCCAAAACAAAAUCGGUUGCCAUUCUGAAAGGGUAGGAAGAAAACCAAACUUUACAAAGUGAAUUUGAGAAAAGACCAUACAUUUAAAGAGGAGGAGGGAGAACUGCAGCUCAUAUCCGAGGAGGGGGAGCAUGUGGAUUGUAGCCAGGGUGUACCACAUGAUCUAAAAAGGGGCAUUUUCCAACUUGCUUAGCAUGGCCAAUUGCCUAGAAGAUACGGGUUUUUAAAGAAAACAGGUAUCAGGAACCAGCAUUUUUGGUGAGGUAUAUGUAGAAGACAAGGGUGCAGGUGGUUUGUUACUUCCUGCCCAUUCUUUAAAGAUAUCAUCAUAGUAAUACACAACCAUCUAGAGCUUUAGCUAACAAGGCCUGUUAAUCUCAGUUACUGUUGCCCUUGGGUAAUGGGGACAAGUACAGCUGCCUUUGAGAGACUUCACUUAAAAAAGAGAAGAUCAGUGAUAAGUGUGUUUAAUAGCAAACUUGAGUCAAGCUUUUAUGGGAUGUUGUUCCUGGUUUAAGUUGCCUAUCCCUUGGGGUGUGGGGGUGGGAUGGGAAGCAGAAGGUGCUCUGUUCAGCUAAGUUGAAUUAAGUCGUGUCGUUUUAGUGCCAUAAGGGAGGGGAAAGAAUCUAGUUCCCCUGAAAUGACAACAUAUAUAAACACAGUAAUGUGUUAAAUGUCUGUCUAUACAAAUGUAUAGAUUUAUAGAAAUGUCCAGAUAUUUUAUAAGUAGAAGCUCCAGUGAAAAUGUUUUGUUUGACCUUGUUCACUAUGCAAGAGUUUAUUCCAGUAGAAAAUAGUUGAUCGCAGUUUCAUGGUAGGGUGCUGGGGACAUUGCUGGACAAACAGGUUCUAUAUUCCAGAUGUCCAUGUCUGCAGUAUGCUGGAUUCAUUCUUCAUGGUCCUCAGAUUCAUUUAGCUUUGGUGGGGGAUGGGCACUUCUUGUGCCUAGCUGGGGACAACCUCCUACAACACGGAGCAUGAAAACAAGCCCUGUGUUUUCAAAUGACGCUGGUGUGGUCUUGUCAGAGUAGGAUAUUAGAGGGUUGCCAGAGGGCCAAGUGCUUGUUGGCAGCCAUUCAGAAAACUAGAAGUGGGUUAGCAUGAGCCUUGGGUCAUAAACUGCUUUAAAAGAGUUAAGUUUGGAGAUGGGAUUUGCCCACAAGGAAGAGAGCGCUUGACCCUACCUUGUUAGCACAAUCUCAUCGUGGACUGUUUUAUUUAUGUUAUUAGUAACACUGUUUUAAGUGUUGUCCUUUCUAUGGUAUUUUAUUUAUAAAAAAUAUAUAUUAUAUAUAUAUAUAUAUAUAAUAAUUGCCUUUAUGUUUAGGAGUUGUGAGUUCUAACCAACCAGUGGACCAUUGUGAGCCUGUAAAUCCUGCACAGCUCCCAAAAUGACUGGGAGCAAUCUAUUAUAUUCACUUCUACCUUAGUACCAUUUCACCAGGAAAUAAGAUGAUACAGUAUAGAGGUCAUUGUCUUUGGCACUGUUGGCCAAAAUUUAUAAAAGAUCUGGUUGGACUGUUUGCUGCCGCCUCUGUUUUCUUUGGCCCUUGUUGUUCCCAUCUGAGGCCUUGAUUUUAUCAACAAAAGCACUGCUUUGUAUCCUCUAUUGGUAGAGCUGUAUUCCCUUUUACCUAGUUGUUUGCUGCUCAUUCCUUGCACGUUACUGAAAAUUAGAUUCUCUCUUGUAUACUUUUUUAUAUGUACUGUUAGGUCUUGAAAAUAUUGUACCAUCUAUUCCCAGAGUCCUUUUUCUGUUCAUUUUGAUUUUAUAUUUGAAUAUUUAACUCCAUGUUCUCUCCAUUAUUCCUUCCACUCAAAGUAUCAUUUGUAUCAUUUCCUGGUGAAUACACUGCAAAUUAUAUGAGUAUGGUUUACAUACUGAAUCUGGUAGCAGGUACUGUGCAGGAGACAGGUUAAUAGCAAAUAAUGACUUUGAUCAUGGCUUUUUGGAAAGCCUUUCAACAUGGGUUAUAUUCUUGACACUAUGGAGACUGUAAGGACCUAUACAUGGAAUCCUGGUUGAUCCCUUGUCACAAAUCCACUCAAGCUACAGUACUGCCUAGAAGAGAAAUUUUAUAUUUGAGUUUCACCUGUCUUGCUGUCUUUGAAAGCAAUGACUUUGAGGUGCAUGUUUUGUAUCAUAUAGAAAAGUAUGUUAUAUUUUCCUAAAAAAACAACAAAAAGUUGUAAUAUUGUUUUUGAAAUUGUACAUAGUUUAAAAGAUGUAGUUUUGGCAGGUGGAUUGUGGUAUUGUUUUUCAUUGUUGGUAUGAUUUACAUUAAAG
Dromiciops gliroides (monito del monte) is the source of this 6951-nucleotide messenger RNA. It is a transcript of the gene CDON, whose product is annotated as cell adhesion associated, oncogene regulated. The record is from RefSeq and is a predicted model, not a curated record. Gene Ontology annotation, biological process: cell-cell adhesion; axon guidance; nervous system development. Gene Ontology annotation, cellular component: plasma membrane; axon. NCBI's taxonomy places the organism in Eukaryota, Metazoa, Chordata, Mammalia, Microbiotheria, Microbiotheriidae. Gene Ontology annotation, molecular function: protein binding.